Messenger RNA from Caenorhabditis bovis, 267 nucleotides. NCBI's taxonomy places the organism in Eukaryota, Metazoa, Nematoda, Chromadorea, Rhabditida, Rhabditidae. The record is from the annotation of a GenBank genome assembly.
AUGGGAGGCUGGAAGUUAGAAACAGGACGAUUUUUUAUGCUUGUCGCGUUUCCCGUAGUUGCAUUCUGGGCGUUCAAUCAACCAACCAUAUUCAAAGAAUUUAUGCGCGGCUACAAAAUUCCAGACAGCAGUGCUGGCGAUAAAGCAAUGGCAAACUUCAAAGAAGAGCUUCUCGCAAAUAAAAGAAAAGAAGAAUACGAGAAAUUCCUUCGAGAGCAGAUGGCGUUCGAAGAAGCCAAGAAAAUUCGUGCAGCACAUGGAAUCUAA